Fonsecaea pedrosoi CBS 271.37 is the source of this 540-nucleotide messenger RNA. RefSeq lists its product as uncharacterized. Bases 1 to 540 code for a protein of 179 amino acids. The transcript has a single exon. NCBI's taxonomy places the organism in Eukaryota, Fungi, Ascomycota, Eurotiomycetes, Chaetothyriales, Herpotrichiellaceae. The record is from RefSeq and is a predicted model, not a curated record.
AUGGAUAUUGAAGGUGUGAAACCAACUGCAUUGACAUACCAUGUGGACCAAGAAUUACGUCUCAUUUUUCAGGAAUUUGAACGGGAGAAGCUGGAUAUCCUGGAUGGGUUUGACCUAAAGAUCCGGAGAACGAGGAUGUAUCUUAUUUGUCUUCAGGCAAGGGAGGAACGCCGGGAACUGCUCAGCAUCUGCACGAGGGCGAUGACCGGAUGCGAUCCGCAGGUCAUUAUCGACGGAUAUUUCAAGCACGCAGAAUCGUUGCAUGCCUGCAAUUUUUUGAUACCGGCCCGGCGCAAGGACAGGCACGAGCAGCUUCGUACCGAGGUCAUGCGCGGACUCCGACAGCUGGCGAUUCCCUUGCUUGCGCAACGUUUCACAGACCGCAUUGAUGAUUUCGUGGGGAAGCACCGGACGCCGCAGCUUGAAAGCGAGCUUCGUGCCCGCAAGACGAGAUACGGUCUGGAUAUUGACGCUGCGCAGGCACGUCUCGCUAUUGUAUCUCGAUUGCUCGAGCUUUGGAAGAAUCAUGAAGAUGAAUAA